This is a messenger RNA of Papaver somniferum (opium poppy), 579 nucleotides long. RefSeq lists its product as uncharacterized. Lineage: Eukaryota; Viridiplantae; Streptophyta; Magnoliopsida; Ranunculales; Papaveraceae. The transcript is spliced from 2 exons. Bases 1 to 579 code for a protein of 192 amino acids. The record is from RefSeq and is a predicted model, not a curated record.
AUGUGCGAGAUCCAUGUCUACACAUUAAGAUAUAAAUCUUGGAGAAGACUUGAGGACAUCCCUUAUGAUCUUCGUAACCACUUCUCUUUAUCUAAAGUAGCUCGGGUGCCAGUUAAUGGAGCUCUUCACUGGAUAGCAUUUCGGGUAUCAGUAGGAAAGAAAACCGAAGUUAUUCUUUCUUUGAAUAUGGAGAAAGAGAUAUUCAAAGAGAUCCAAAUGCCUAACUUUUUGAAGGACUAUGAAGUAAAAGAUUCUUGGACUAGACUUUUCACUAUCGACAUACAAAACUUUUUCGGGAAUGUUGCAGGUUCGAUACCUUUACGAUCUUUUGAGAAUGGUGAAAUCCUGUUUGGAAAAUGUAUGAAUGAUACUUUUAAUGUGGUUUUAUAUGAUCCAGAGCAUGAACCUAGUAGAACACUUCAGGUUUAUGAUGGUGUGAAAAUGUUCUCAUACUGUCUUUUUGACUAUAAGGAGAGCUUAGUUUCUCCUAACUCGGCUACUUAUUUGAGGCCAGAUGAAGAAGAUGAUUCAGAACAAUUCUUGGAAAAGGAAGGUGGUUAUGGGCCACUAAUGGAAUAA